GUCACGUGGCCUCCCCGAGGAGGCGGAGCCGCGGCCGGGCUGAGGGUCGGUGUCCUGGAGGCUCGGACUUGCCCUGACCUCCCUCCCCCUCCUGCUCGGUCUCUCUCUCCCCCCGCCCUUCCACCUCCCCAGCCUCAGCCGCCUCUUCCCCUUUCCCGCCGGGCCGUCAAGGGGGCUGCGCGAAGCCGGCGCUUCUGGGCGGCCGCCGGGAGCGGGAGCGGGCGCGUUGAGCGAGAGGAGCAGCGCCACCAGAUACAUGGUCAUAGAACAUGGGAGUUGGAAAGAAGAGGGACCUGCUACAGCAUCUCUGACAGAUUGCUGUCAUUUGAAAACCUCCAGUGAAUAAGAGCUUACCAUUUAAUGAGGCAGACUGUCAGCUGUCGAACACCUCUUACAAUUAAGAAGUUCUUCCUAAUGUCUAACCUAAAUCUGCUUCCUUGUAAUUUCAACCCAUUGGUUCUAGUCCUAUCCUCAGAAACAGAGAACAAGUCCACUCCUCCUAUGUGCUAGCCUGGGUUAAGCAUGUAAAGCUGUUGUGAAAAACCAGAAUAUAUGUGGAUUCUUUUCUGGUACAGAAUUUUAAAGUAGUUCAGGUUUAAACUCCUAGUGCUAUGAGGUAUUAUCUAAAAUGCUUGGUGUUCCAAGAUGAAUAAAUGGCUUUUAAAAUGACAUACAUUUAAGGAAGCUUUGAAUGCUCAUCUUGGUCUAUUGUUAUCCAGGAAGGGAAACAGGACCUCAUCCAGAAUCUAAUCCAGAUCUAUACCAUGCAGUGUGAUUUUGUGGAUAACAUGAUGGCCACUCAACCUAAGAUAAUUAUGGAGUUAUGACUAACAGAUUAACUUCAGGACUACUGAUUUGUCAAGCUGAAGAAUUCAGAGGAUCAGAUUCCUAAAGUCUCCUCUAGGAGACGAGCAACCUGAAGGCUGUUAUGGCUCAAAUUUUCGGGAUCCGCUUAACUUGUCAUGUGGCUUCUUAUGCAGGAUCUCCUGGUUCUUCUUAAUACCUGAUCAACUUCCACUGCAACAAAUUACACAGCCAUGGUCUGGGGUGACAUACCUAACUUGAAAGUUAACUACACUUCAUUGUGUUCUUCAACCAUGAGAGACCUGGAAGUGGAUAUUAACUCUAGAUUGGAGGAAGGUGUCAUAAAACACACGAGCUCUUCUGAAGGUUCCACCAUCUUCGUAGCUUUUAAAGGGAAUAUAGAUGAUGAUGACUUCAAACAGAAAUUAGGCAUCAUAUUGGACAAUGUGCCUGACCUUUUACAUAUGGAUUCUGACAAGUUAAAAUUGAGGAAGGUGGAACCUUGGAACAGUGUACGUGUUACUUUCAAUAUUCCUCGUGAAGCUGCUGAGCGACUACGAAUGCUGGCUCAAAACAACAACCAGCAACUUCGAGACUUGGGAAUUCUCUCAGUUCAAAUUGAAGGUGAAGGUGCCAUCAAUUUGUCACUAGCUCCAAACAGAGGCCAAGAUGUGAGGAUUAAUGGACCUGUUGGACCAGGCAACUCGGUACGAAUGGAGACGGGAUUUCCCAUGCAAGGUAGCCAAGGAUUAAUACGAAUAAACAAUCCUGCAACUGUCAUGAUGCAGCAGAGUGGGAGUGUAUCAUCCUCUGUGAUAAGUGCAACUAACCCAGAGCUGCCACCCAGAACACCUCGGCCUGCCUCUCAGUCAGAUCCAGUGGAUCCACUCCUAUCAGGGCUAACUAUCCAACAGCAGAAUCAUCCAUCUGGAUCUGUAGUGCCUCAGCUCCAUUCAGUGCAGUCAGUUCCUGUUAAUCGGCAGAUAAACCCAGCCAACUUCCAGCAGAUGCAGCCGCAACUGCAGCCACGCCCUCCACAACAGCACCAGCAGCCACAACAGGGAAUACGUCCUUCAUUUACAACUCCAGUUCAGGUUCCAGUUCCUCCUGGUUGGAACCAGGUGCCUUCUGGAACUGUUCAACCACCUCCCUCCCAAGGAACAGUGAGCACAUUGCCAGUUAACCAGGGGUGGAAAAAGGCCCCAUUGCCUGGACAAAUGCAACAGCAACUCCAAGCCAGACCAUCUUUAGCAACAGUGCAAACACCCUCCCAUCCCCCACCCCCAUACCCUUUUGGAAGCCAACAAGCUUCUCAGGCACACACAAACUUUCCACAGAUGAAUAACUCUGGUCAGUUUACUGCUCCUCAAAUGAAGAAUCUUCAGGGAGGACCCUCACGGGUCCCAACACCACUACAACAACCCCACCUGACCAACAAGUCUCCUGCCUCCUCUCCCUCCUCCUUUCAGCAGGGUUCGCCUGCAUCCUCCCCCACAGUUAACCAAGCACAGCAACAGAUGGGACCAAGGCCUCCCCAGAACAAUACCCUCCCCCAGGGGUUUCAACAGCCUGUAAAUUCUCCUGGCCGUAAUCCUAUGGUACAACAGGGAAACGUACCUCCUAACUUCAUGGUGAUGCAACAGCAAAACCAGGGUCCACAGGGUUUACAUCCUGGGUUAGGUGGAAUGCCCAAGCGUCUACCACCUGGCUUUCCUCCAGGACAGGCCAAUCAGAACUUCAUGCAAAGUCAGGUGCCUUCUACAGCACCAGGCACACCUGCAAAUAGUGGAACACCUCAACUGCAAACAAGUCAAAGUGUCCAGCAUACAGGUGGUCAAGGAAAUGGUCCUCCUCAGAAUCAGAUGCAAAUUCAACAUGGCCCGCCAAAUAUGAUGCAGACCAAUUUAAUGGGACUUCAUGGAAAUAUUAACAACCAGCAGACAGGCAACAGUGGAGUUCCCCAGGUUAACAUGGGCAACAUGCAGCCGCAGCCUCCACAAGGACCACAAUCUCAGCUUAUGGGGAUGCACCAACAAAUAGUGUCCUCUCAAGGACAGAUGGUGAACAUUCAGCCUCAGGGAUCUCUAAAUGCUCAAAACCAGAUGAUACUUUCUCGAGCUCAACUCCUGCCCCAGGGCCAGAUGAUGGUAGCACCUCAAAACCAAAAUCUUGGUCCAUCACAACAAAGAAUAACCCCACCCAAACAGAUGAUUCCCCAGCAAGGCCAGCAGAUGAUGGCUGCACAUAAUCAGAUGAUGGGACCCCAGGGCCAGGUGUUGCUGCAACAGAAUUCAAUGAUGGAUCAGAUGAUGACCAAUCAGAUGCAAGGAAAUAAACAGCCUUUUAAUUCUCAAAGCCAGUCUAAUGUUAUGACGGGGCCAGCUCAGAUAAUGAGAGGACCAACUCCCAAUAUGCAAGGAAACAUGACGCCAUUUCCGGGGCAGAUGAUAACCCAGCAAGGCCCUGUGAAUGGCAAUUCUCAGGUUAUGGGGAUUCAAGGACAAGUUCUGAGACCCACUGGACCUAAUACUCACAUGUCUCAGCAACUGGGUGAUACCACCACUACAACAAACAGUGAUUUGACACAAAUGCUACCGGACGUUUCCAUGCAGCAAGGAAACAUGGUGCCUCCCCACUUACAAGGGCUACAGGGAAACAGCAACACAUCAGGGAGCCAUUUUGCUGGACACGGGAUGCCUUUCAGUGCUCCUUUCAGUGGAGGCCAGAACGGAAAUCAGAUUUCCUGUGGACAAAAUCCAGGUUUUCCUAUCAACAAAGAUGUCACAUUAACAAGCCCAUUGCUGGUAAACCUGCUCCAAAGUGAUAUAUCUGCAGGACACUUUGGUGUGAACAGCAAACCAAACAAUCAAAAUACCAAUAAACCUAAGAAGAAAAAGCCUCCAAGGAAAAAGAAAAAUAAUCAGCAAGCUGAACAAAUUAAUGCUUCAGAACCACGCACAGCUGGCCUGGAAGAGGCAGAUCAACUGCCGUUGCCAGGAGAACAAGGUAUAAAUUUGGAUAACACUGGACAUAAACUUCCGGACUUCACAAACAGGCCACCAGGUUACCCUUCUCAAUCAAUGGAACAAAGAUCCCUUCAGCAAAUGCCACCUCAGCUUUUGCAACAUGGGGGGCAGCAGCAACCACCACCUACACCACAACAGACACAGUCGCAGCAGCAACAGCAGAUGAUGAUGAUGCUCAUGAUGCAACAGGAUCCAAAAUCUGUCAGGCUUCCUGUUACUCAAGGUGUCCAUCAGCCUCGUGGCCCUCUAAAUGUAGAGACACAAAGAAUACCAAUGCAGCAGGGAGGCAACAUGUCAGUUAUGGUUAGCCUGCAAGGUCCUGGUUCAGUGCCUCCAUCUCCUGAUAAGCAAAGAGCUUCUAUGCCAAACAAUCCACCUUUGGUGAAUAGUGCGCGAAAGAUGGUGUACCAAGAUAAUGCACAGAAUCCUACUAAUUCUCCACUUGGAGAAGUUCCAUCCAUGCCCUCUGUUUUGGAAGGAAAUGGGUCUGAAGCCCCUCCAGCAUCAGGGGUUCAAAAUAAUAUAGCGUCCCAUUUAGUUGUUUCACAAAACCAGUUAAUGAUGGCGGGGCCCAAACCUGGACCUUCUCCAAUGUCUGCUCCUCAGGGUGCAAGCCCUCAACAGCAAUCUAAUUCUCUUCCUGGCCCUCAUCCACACCAUUUUCAAAGUGUUGCCACCACAUCGCAAACAUCAAGGCCCAAAACACCAAACAGGGCAAGUCCAAGACCAUACUAUCCUCAGACUCCCAAUAAUCGUCCACCAAGCACAGAGCCAUCAGAAAUAAGUUUAUCUCCAGAGAGGCUCAAUGCUUCUAUUGCAGGUCUCUUUCCUCCUCAGAUUAAUAUUCCUUUGCCUCCUAGGCCUAAUCUUAACAGGGGAUUUGAUCAACAGGGUCUUAAUCCAACCACUUUGAAAGCCAUUGGGCAAGCACCCUCAAAUCUCACAAUGAACAGUCAGUCAAGUUUUGUGUCUCCACAGACACAUAAGUUGGACUCUCUGGCUAUUAAUUCAGGAAAGCAAACCAAUGCUGGAGGGGCAAAGCGAGCCAGUCCAAGUAACAGUAGAAGGUCCAGUCCUGGAUCCAGCAGGAAAACUACACCAAGCCCUGGAAGGCAAAACUCAAAGGCGGCCAAAUUAGCUUUGACACCACAACAGAAUUCUGCACUCAUGCAGAACAUGGACUUGCAAAGAAGCAUGAUGGUUGGUCCACCUUCUUUACAAACACCCAUGCCUGGAAGUUUUCAGAAUAAUGGCAUGUUAAGUGCUCAGAACCCUGCAAUCCCUGUAUCUAUUAUGACUGGUAUUCCUGAAGAUAAAGAGAGCUUCAGUGCCCCUCAAGACAGCACAUGCCAGAAUACACAGGGUGUUGCAAUGAACAAAGAUCAGCGUAACAUAGAGUUGAAAGGUGUUCCCAGUCAAGAAAUCAAAAUACUAGUCCAUGAAGAGCAACAGAAAAGAGAGGCCCCUCUUGUGGACUCAAACAAGCUUCCCAGUCUGGAAGAAAGUAAGACUCUUCUUUCUCCAGCUAUGAGGGAGGCACCAACAUCCUUAAGUCAACUUCUUGACCAUUCUGGAGCGCCUAAUGUAACCAUCAAGCCUCUGGGCCUCUCUGGCCUUGAUGUUCCUCCAGCAGUGACUUGUGCAGAAGAAUUUAAAAAGAUUUCUGCCAUUCCUCCUUCCCAACAAGAUCCCUCUUCUAGCAAAGAUCCUGCUUGCUCACUAAGUUUAUCGCAGAGUACUGAAGUGUGUUCAACUCCAGUGCAACAAGACCUGGGAGACUCACAUUCAAAUGUUUCUCAGAAUAUUCCUCCAGUUAUCCAGAGGCCUGUUAGCUCUGCAUCUAUUUCUACAUCACUCCCACCCAGUCAGAUAACAGUAUUUGUAACUUCUAACCCCAUUACAUCAUCUUCUAACACGUCAGCAUCAUUGCCUUCUCACUUGCAGCCUACGUUAAUGCCUACUGUUGUCACCAUGCCUAAUGUGAGUAAUAAAGUUAUGACUUCCGAAGGACAGACAGUAGUUCAGUCUAGUGCUCGGCCCCAAUUCAUUACUCCAGUUUUUAUAAAUUCAUCCUCAAUAAUUCAGGUUAUGAAAGGGUCUCAGCCAAGUACAGUUCCUGCAACCCCAAUGACUUCUAGUUCUAAUUUAAUGCCACAGUCUGUUGCAGUUGUUGGCCCUUUGCAUUUAUCCCAGAAUAUAAAGUUCUCUUCCGGGCCUGCCCCUCCUAGUGCAUCAUCUAACACACCUGUCUCAAGCAUGCCAACAAGCCGGUCACUGGUUAUUAAUUCAUUGGCAACUCCUAUUCAGCUUCCUUCUCCCUCAUCAACAGCUUCUUCAAGCACCUCUUUGCAUCCUUCAAUUCAACAAGUCAAAGAUUUCAAUCCAGAGGAGAAGAGUUCUCAGACGUGUGCCUCUACUGAUCCAUGCUCUGUAGCAACCACACAAUCUGGAGCUGUGGUUUCCCCACCUCGUGCACAUAGCCCUGGAUCUUCUGUCAACAGACGAAGUCCAGUUUCCUCUACUAAGGGAAAGGGAAAGGUGGACAGAAUCGGUCAGUUUUUGCUGACAAAAGCAUGCAUGAAAGUCACAGAUUCUCUUGAGAAAGGAGAAGAACAAUAUUCCAUCGAGGGAGAAGUGGAAGACCAGGGACAAGAGAUUUCAAUUCCAAACAGUGUGGAAGCAGAACAGUUACCUGUAGAUCUAAAAGAUAACACUAUGGCACCUCCUGCAUCCACUCUUUCAAAACAAAGCACUUCUGGGACUAGCCAUUUAAAUGUUAGUACGGCUGCUACUGUUUCUGCCUCUGUCUCUCUAAGCUUACCUAGCAGCACUUCUUCCACGAAUGUACUCUCAGUAGUAACCACUCCAGUGAUAUCUGACAUCAUAUCCACAAUUCCAAGCACUAAUGGUAACCCUGGUAGUUUACCAGCAGAGCCAGUUGGGAUUGGACCAGAUGAUGAGAAAGCAGAAGUCCAUCAUGAAUUACCACAGAAUAUGGGAUCUUCAGCCCAGACUCCAGUUGCAACACAAGAAAGUGCUGUUCAACGCACAGAACUGGAAGCAAAUUCUGCAACUAUCACUGGCCUUACUAGUGAGCCAAAGGAGAGUUGUGAAAAGUCAAAAACGCCAAGCAGAAGAAACUCAAGAACAGAGGAAUCUUCAGCAGUGCAGGAGACUGUAGAGAAUGGUCAGCGCAAGAGGUCCUCCAGACCAGCAUCGGCGUCUAGCACUGCAAAAGAAACAAAUGCCAGUGCUAUGCAGUCAAAAAGAAGAAAAUCCAAAUGAAUUAUUGGGUGGAUAUGCAAGACCUGUAAAUGUGUGAAUUUUAUCAGUAGAAGUUCUGAGCUGUGAUUUCUCACUAUCGUAAGAGACUUCCCCCGCCCUAAAAUUCUGUACAGUAACUCAUUUUAAUAUUAUCCUGCUCCCAACAAAUGCAAAGGAUUUUUCUAAAGACAAAAUGAUUAAAAAAUCAGGUUAUUUGUUAAAUUUUCUGGUUUUGUAAAGUACAUUUAGCACACUAGAUUUAGCGUGUUGUAAAAAAUCUAAGGAGAUAAUUGUAAAUUUAUUUCUACGUUUUCACUUUUCAUAGGACAAACUAGAGUAAAGGAUUGUCUUUUUUUAGAUAUUAAAAUAAUGUAUUGUGCCGUUGGUCAAGUACUGUAUGUGAAUAGCAGUCAAAGGGUUAUAUAUGGCCCAAUCUUGGAAAUGUAAAUAGUUUUAUUAUACAGUAGGCUUCUUGAUGUAUUUGUUGUAGAAAAGGACCAGUGGAACAAAAUGAAAUGGAAAGGUUUGUGAAAUGUGGAUUACCUAAUGCUCUGAAUAAAUGUUAUUGACCUAAAA
Messenger RNA from Hemicordylus capensis (graceful crag lizard), 7670 nucleotides. RefSeq names its product nuclear receptor coactivator 6 (gene NCOA6). Bases 1038 to 7115 code for a protein of 2025 amino acids. The record is from RefSeq and is a predicted model, not a curated record. Lineage: Eukaryota; Metazoa; Chordata; Lepidosauria; Squamata; Cordylidae. Gene Ontology annotation, cellular component: transcription regulator complex; histone methyltransferase complex; nucleus. Gene Ontology annotation, biological process: positive regulation of transcription by RNA polymerase II. The transcript is spliced from 19 exons.